This is a messenger RNA of Naegleria fowleri, 627 nucleotides long. RefSeq lists its product as uncharacterized. The record is from RefSeq and is a predicted model, not a curated record. The transcript has a single exon. Bases 1 to 627 code for a protein of 208 amino acids. NCBI's taxonomy places the organism in Eukaryota, Heterolobosea, Eutetramitea, Acrasida, Naegleriidae.
AUGGCAAAACUUGUAAAACGUAAAAACGUAAUAGCUAGACGUGUGAACAAACAUCUACCUGUCGUCCUGUUAGGAUCAAGAUGUCACAUACCACCGAGAUAUCUAAGAAAACCUCCAAAACUUAAAAAACCUCCAGCCCCACUCAAAGAUGAACGAGAUUGGAUCUAUCCAAACACAUAUACGGUACAAGAUUUUUUAAUGUUUUAUAAAGUACUCGAUGCUGUAGCUAAAGUUUACGAAAGACCCCCACAUAAAGAAGAGAAUUACCCUCCUGUAAAUAAUGAAGAUUCUAGUUAUCUCUAUACACAUUUGAAAUAUAUAAUUUACAAAGAAAGUAAAACAAAAGGAUGCUGCAUUUUUUCAAAGUAUAAGAAAGGUUCUAGAACUAGAACAGAAAAUGUUUGUUUCAGAUUACCAAUGCCUAUUAUUAAAUGCAUUAGAAAACUAAAUCUUAAUUGGAGAACUGAAAUCAAACAACCUUCUGUUCCAGCUACUUGGAUUGUAUGUUGGUUAAACAGAAUUUGGCCAGAUACAAGUAUAAAUCCUUAUCAAGGACCAUAUGUAUUGUGCAAUUCUUGUAAAAAUAUUGGAUGUCUCAAUCCAAAGCAUCUCUCCUGGAGAAAUUAA